Macrobrachium nipponense is the source of this 6436-nucleotide messenger RNA. RefSeq lists its product as uncharacterized. The record is from RefSeq and is a predicted model, not a curated record. Gene Ontology annotation, cellular component: plasma membrane. NCBI's taxonomy places the organism in Eukaryota, Metazoa, Arthropoda, Malacostraca, Decapoda, Palaemonidae. Gene Ontology annotation, molecular function: outward rectifier potassium channel activity; potassium ion leak channel activity. Gene Ontology annotation, biological process: stabilization of membrane potential; potassium ion transmembrane transport.
AGCAAGUGCAACAUUGCCAGUGCACACGCGGUGGUCCGUUCGUGAAAGGGGAACCUGACGAGAGACAGAGAGCGGUUCACGUCACCUGGUGUGGGGGCCUUUUUUCGACAGAGCAGUUCUGGAUAUGUAAUCAACUCGUUAAACCACGUUAAACCUAAACCUACUAGUAUUACCUGCUGAUCAGCGCCCACAAUCCACUACGAAGGAAAAUUGUAUCAAAUCAGUUAUCGGUUCGAAAGUCACAGAGCAAAGUAUAUAGCCACCGGAAGGCUGGAGAACAUUGCAGUGUUCGGAAUCCAUCUGAUAAAAGGUUUAAAACCAGCCAUUGUUAAAGUUCCUACAAGUGUACGUAUAUUAUAUAUUAUAUAAGUGCGGGAGUUAGUAAAGAGAAAAUAAGAGUGAAAGCAACAGGAUAAAAAGGCCCAGAAAAACCCUACCAAAAUGAAAUCGCAGCUCAUAGAGGAGAAGAGCCCCAAGCCGACGAAGACCUGGACGAAACAGGACAAGAGUUGCGGGCUAGACAAAUCCACCAGGAGCGGCCUCAAGGUGACAGUCCUCUGGGUCACCUACGUCCUCAUGGGAUCCUUCGCCUUCAUCUACCUCGAGCAGAGCACCUCCGUCACUUCAUCCGAGAAGGACCACCAUCACUGGGCCAGAUUCAAAGAAUUGGCUUCCUCGGGAGAUGCGGUGGACGAACUAAUGGACCUGAGAGAUCUCCUCACCGAGAUUUGCCAGCAUCCCAGAAUAAAUCAGACUUAUGGAUGGGUGGUGUCUCGUGUUCAACAACACGGUCAGGAUGGCCAGGAAGGAGACUCGAUCCUACAUAACAUCAAGACGAUCGAGGUAGCAGAUGGGUGGUGGCGCAGCAUCGAGAAGGAAUGCGCAGAAACGCUGCGCAUCAUUGAACACGUCACGACGACUCAUUAUUGGUCAGUCGUGGACUCCAUUUAUUUCACCAUGACGGCUGUGACCACCAUAGGAUAUGGCCACAUCGCCCCUCAGACGAGAUAUGGCCGUCUGUUCUGCGUCCUCUAUUCUCUGGUCGGAGUUCCUCUCACAUGCAUCCUGAUGGCUAAGUCUUCAGACCUCCUGUCUAACAAGAUGCUUCAACUCUACACAACGGCUAAGAAAAAGCACCUUCGCAACCACAAGACUCUUCUGUACGGCAUCACCUGGAUCUACCUCACCGUGGGAUUCAUCGUGUUCAUGUUCAUCCCUUCGGUUUUCUUCGUCAAAUUAGAAAACUGGACAUACGAAGACGCUCUCUACUUCACCUUCAUCACGCUUAGUACCAUCGGUUUUGGAGACCUGAUCGCUGGUUACAACACUUCUGAAUGGUACAGCGACGCUUACAAGAUGGCCAUUGUGAUAUGGAUCAUGCUGGCUUUGGGAUACUGGUUCUUGCUGAUGAACUUCCUGCAGAAGGCCCUGAAAAGCAACGUCCCUAGAAAGAUUAAGAAGACGCUCCAUUUCAAGACUAAGAAAAUGGCCAAGCAAGCAGAAUUCUUCAGGCAGCUGGUUGGUUCGGUGCGACGCAGCCAGAGAAAGACGUCAGUUGUGGAGAGCGAGAGAGAAGUGAUGGCUCUCAUGGCUGAGGUUGCUGGAGCUCUCACCGGAGAAGAAGGCUCCAGAGUUUGUAGGCCUAGGUCACGCAAGCCAAGUGUCAGAUUGGAUUGCACUCAAGCAGCAGAAGAUUCAGACUGCGAAGUGAACACCACCUUCACCUUGGCUGACCUCCUAGACGUGAACGUCGUGGUCAGGUCAGAUGGGGUCCCAACCAUCAGGAACUUGGCAGCACAGUCCCCACAGCCUAUUGAGGAAUACUCCAAGUCCUUGCACGGGAUGCUGAAGAAGUCGGCGAGCCAGGGCGACACACAGGUGGCGGAGGAGUCCGAACACAACCAGCUGGAGGAGGUAGUCCUACCGCUACGCGAGGUCCUCCAGCUGGUGGUUCUAGUCGCUUCUGUAGAGGAUCAGGUUUCAGCUGAGGGAACCGAGAGCACAGUGUCCCUACAGGACGAAAUCCGCCCGCGGGCCGACACAUCUUCCUCACUGACAUCGUGCACCGACACCCGGGAAUCUGUCCCCCUCCUGAGGGACAUCUUCGCCGGCAGACAGCCGGCCAACAGACUCUUCAUCCCCAGCGCUAGCAACCUGAACCUGCAGCAGAAGGAGCACCUGCUCAACCACGGCGAGGACAAGGAGACGGAGGAGGUGGUGAACGAGCAGUUUGACGAAUUCUCCGAGGACGAAGAGGAUGAAGAGAGCGACUCAGUGGCUAGUCAGAUUGAUUUGAGCUGCGUAGACGACUCGAAGUCGAAAGACGUCGAGUCUGGUUGCGCUUACAAGCGAUAGAAGAAGAAACAAAGGACUAGAGAAAAUUGGAACAGCAAAGCUCGCCGUGAUUCCAGUGGUUUGGCAUCUACGGGUUGUUAAUCAUCUUUCCUCUCCUUCUGGUGUCCUUUGAGACUCGAGUUUCUAACUUGUCAAUUAGAAUCAUAUUUUUGUAUAUUGUUACAUGGAUGGUUUUUUAAUUGAUAGCGACUCGGCGUUAGCUCUGUGUGAAAACUUCAGCUCUAACUUGAAACAUGGUUAGACCUAGUCGAUUUUCAUACUGAGGUAAAUCUUGUCGAGUUUAACCAGAACUUUAUUUUUUUUCUUAUUUACACUAUUAUUGGCUCUGAAAAUAUUCCAAAAACGGUCAAGAAAAGACUAUAAUUACUAACACGACGAGAAUGUCGAAGCCAAUUUUGAGCAAAUAUGUGAUAUGAGAGUCUUUUCUUCACCGGAAACAGUUUGCGCACGUGCCCCUUUGCGCAAAAAAAAAAAAAAAAAAAAAAAAAAAAGUUACCAACUUUCCGCGAAUUGGCCUUUGAUUCGUAUCACACUUAGUCUUCGUGCUGGAAAAGGAAGACACCGUUAAAUUAAGACUCAUCACCGUUUUCAUUCCGUAGUCACUGAUGCUGGGUUCACUGACUACAAUUCAUACUCGGGAAAUGACUUUGGAACGGGUUGAAUGUGCUGGUAUAUCAAUUACUCAACUUCAUACCUGCGAGGGUAUGAUGCAUUCGAUAUGAGAAAAAAAACAAAACCAGGACACUACAAAAAUUAAGCUAGCCCAGUCCUUUCCAGCAUCCUUCUGGAAUACUGGAAGAAUCCUUGGUAAAAUCACUUGAUCGUUGAGCAAACAUUUUCAACCCCAAAUGAUUGUUUUCAGAAUACUUUCAGAUGCAAUGUGAAAUCCCCUGAUGUCAACUUUGCUGCUUUAAGAGAUUUGUGGACCACAUUCAUCGCUAAAAGUCACAAUCACCUUUGCAUAUUGGUUAUUACUUUAUACAGGUCCUGUGCGUGAAACACAUAUAAACCUCUUUUCAUCGAGAAACAAGUCUAGACUCACAGUCAGGCCUCUUAGACACAUUAUGACAGUGAAACUGUUUGUUGUUCUAGAAGUGAAUUUACUGAAGGAUAGAUAUAAUUCUUCGACAAGAAAACUGGUGCUAAAAUCACGUUCCCUCGACACCUUUGUUCCUGUAAGAAUUCAUUUUCAUCCAAAUCUCACACCUUCUUCAGCUUCCAUCGCACACAAAGAACCUCAAAUACUAACUUUUCCAGCGCAACGAUUGAAUCGCAAACAUUGUAGGCUAAUACUUCCAGUUCUAAGAACGAUAUUUAUAUAUAAGAUUUCUCUCAGAAAUUCUCUAUUUAACUCAAAGAUAUACUAUUCGAUGUUGUGAACCAGAGUUUCUCUUCAGAACUCUCUAACAAACGCUCCAGAUACAAAAAUUCUGGUCACAGGACAGUAAUACUGUCCAUGCCUUAUAUUCCUUGUUAGGUACUGAGAGUGCUAGUUUCAUCUAGCAAUGCUAAUAUUAAUUGAUGGGUAUUGAGAGUGCUAGAUGAAACGAGAGUAGCACUAGUUUCAUCUAGCAAGGCUAGUGUCCCUUGACAGGUAUUGAGAGUGCUAGUUUAGUCUGUGCUAGGUUAGUAGUGCAUAGCAAAUGUAGGAGAGCUUUAAUAGACAUAACAUUUCAUAUAUCUCUGUACAACCAAGCUAGAAGUCUAUUUUAGAUGGUCAUAACUUGCCUAGUACUAUGGAAUUAACACUUCUGGGCGGUUGUACGUGUAUUGUUUAGAAGUCAAAUAGUACCAGACGGGUCUGUACUGCCUAUCAUACGUAUCUUAUAGAGGGAGUGGCAUGGGGGACAUUCUCGCCUUUGGCUUGGCAUUAACAUACUUUAAAAAGCUUACUCAGAUCAUUCAUAUAGUUUCAACAGAGAUCAAAUCUUUUCUCUCGAGAGAUAAGUACUACUUAAACAAUUAUUAGAAGCUUUAUGGAAACAGUUUCCCCGCUACACAAUUCCUUUAGAAUUUAAUCUCUACGCUUCGUCUAAGUUCUAAUAUUUCGAAGGGAACUUGUUCGUCAUUAGUCGCAAGGCCUUACGUAAACUCUAUCGAUAUUCUCCUUAAACCUUUACUCUUUCAUUUCAUGUUCCCUGUUAACUUAUCCUUCUUUAACGUCAAUAUGACUUCAUCUGCAUAAACUAAUGGUUCCUCUUUCUUCUGUUCAAAAUCUACAGCAUCAAACUUAUCAACUCUUUCCUACCUGUGGUGUGAUUCUGUUAAGUGAUUUCUACUGUAUCUUUUCUAUAAAAUUCUUCAUCAGCUCAGUAUCUAUAGCUCCUAAACCACUAAAACCUUUGAAAUGACUGUUCUCGUCAAUUCAGCAAUCACCUGCUAAUUCUAUUCCCCGCAACAUUUAGGCUGUGAUUAUGCUGCUUAGGAGCAAUUAGUACGAUAAGGGCAUUCUGAUAUUCGUUAGGCCUAAGCUCGUAUACAGGUUUACUCCCUGGUACUACAACGAAAAUGACAAUCCGAGCAGCAAUAAUUACAGGUGAAGUAUUUUUUUUCGCUAGUGCUAAAGCAAUCAACCGGCAAUAGUAUUAUAUAAUGAUAAAUAUAUAAUCUUAGUCCAGAUAAAACUGUAAGACUGUGGAGCAGUUUUCCAAGCAGUGUUGGCGCUAUUUUUUUUAGCGCACUAUCCCUCUACCAUAACUAUUUUCCUUCUUUCUCAACUGUCUCGUUCUUAUCUAUUUAUUUGUUGUUUUUGUUUUUCAAGUUUAAUCGUUAUUUGUAUCUGUCUGUUUGUCUGUCUGCUUAGCAACUUGGGGGUCAUUUUGGCUUGUGAAUGAGUGAAAAUGAUUAUUUAUCAUUUCUGCAGCUACUGUAAAUGUCAAUCUGACCUUGUCAUUACAGUGAAAACUUUUGCAGUAAUGAAUGCAGGCCUUGUUAUGCAAUACGAAGCUUUACGUUGUCAGUGAAAGCCAAAAUGUAGGGGAAUAAAUACUGCCACUAUUUACCAAAGUGCUUAAAUAAAAGUAAAAAAAAAAAAAAAAAUGAUCGGCCUAGAGAUGACAGUUACAAACCGUGUCCCACCGCGGCGCCCCCACCACCAUCCACCCUCAUCUAUCGUAGUACGUGAAGUGAACUAUCGGUCUUUACAUCAGUAUUACUCUGUGAUCUUCGUCCCUUAAUAGCUUAGAGAGGCAAGAAUGCGACAUGAUUGACGACGACGACAUUCCUUAUAAAGUCCUUUCCUGUACACGGAAGGAACUGUGGUAGCUCUUGAGAAUCCAAAUAAGUAUGGAAAUACUGACGUAGGUCUAUGUUUCUUGUUCGUUGAUUUUUCUGUAUAUUUUUGUUCCUGUUAUCAGUCUUCCAUUAGUUUUCAACAUACGUAAGUGUAUAAUGUAUAACUAUGUUUUUCAUUGUAUCUACAAUAGCUGUGAAUCCACUUGUAGUGUGAAUAAAUGUAACUUUUAAAGGAAGUAAGUGUAGCAGAAACUGGUGUGACUGAAGACAGCGCUUGGGGAGAACAUCAGUUGUGUUCUAUUCUCAAAACAGUCGAUAAACCAGUAUUAACAGAAGAAACCGUUUGUGUUCUAUUGCCAUAACUGUUGUUCACAGUUACGGCAAGAAGAGAUCGUCCUAUAAAUGAAAUAAUACGAGAUAUAUGACUAAGGAGUUUCUGCUGCAGCUUGUCGUAAAACAAACCAAUAUUUACACUCGUGGUGACAUAUCCCACCAUUAAAGAUGCUAGAUGAUCAUAUUCAAUAUAUUUCUUUCAGAUUAUGUAAUCGCUGUAUAAUUUUUCACGUGUCAAGACAAAUAUAUGUUUUCGUAUACGUUACAGAUACCAAGAAUCAACUCAUACAUGUUAUUGUGUUGUAUAUUGGAUGUUUAAUGAGUCAUAAACAUGAUACUUUUUUCAUGCUGUGUAUAAUGUUUUAGUUCACCCAGAGUUGCCAGUUACUCUGAUUUCCAUUGUGAUUUUAUUUUAAAAUGUAUCGCAGUAUAUACAUAUUCCAGUCAGUGCUGAAAAGGUUUUAUUUACAUCGCUUUGUAAAACAUUCGAAGAGAAAUAAAAGUACAAAUAAAU